This is a messenger RNA of Entrophospora candida, 435 nucleotides long. NCBI's taxonomy places the organism in Eukaryota, Fungi, Glomeromycota, Glomeromycetes, Entrophosporales, Entrophosporaceae. The record is from the annotation of a GenBank genome assembly.
AUGUCAACGUUUUGGAAUGAAUAUUAUGACAGAUGGAAUGAAUAUAUAAGUGCGAAUUUGAAGAAAAUAGUUACAGAGUCAGACAGAGUUAAUGAUCAUGGCUUUGAUGAAGAAGAUGACUAUUACCCAUCAGAUAUUGCAACAGCUGUUGAAGUAGAUGGAAGAAAAGAGAAUUGUUUUAAUUGUUCUACAAAAGAGUGGUACUUAGGUUUAUUAGGGCUAGGAAGAAGAGGAAGAAUUACAGGAGGAGGGGCAAAGGUAGAAGCUACAUAUGGUGAUAGAGGAUUUUCAAGCAGUUUACUGGGUUAUGCUGCAUCACUAGUAAAGAGUAUGUAUAGGGAAUUAAAGAAAAGAUGUCGAGCACAUUUAGUUCAUGAGUUUAGAACAAGUAGAAUUUGUUUAUUAUGUGAAGGGUUGUUUGAAGGAUGUCAAUGA